AUGUAUGAGCAGAACGAGCGGAGUGGACCGGGGUUGGUGCCGGCGCCGCAGCCGUCGCGCGUCCUGUUCGACGCCGGCCCGCUCUCAGACUCGCCGGCGUGUGGCUUCUCCACGCUCUCCCUCGCAGACCAGAUGAGUCUACUGCAGAGCGCAUGGAUGGAGAUCCUGAUCCUGCGUGUGGUCUACCGGUCGCUCUCCUUCGAGGACAAGCUGGUCUACGCCGAAGACUACAUCAUGGACGAGGACCAGUCCAAGCUGGCCGGCCUGCUGGACCUCAACAACACCAUCCUGCAGCUGGUGAAGAAGUACCGCACCAUGAAGCUGGAGAAGGAGGAGUUCGUCACCCUCAAGGCUAUAGCUCUCGCUAACUCAGACUCCAUGCACAUAGAGGACGUGGAGGCGGUGCAGAAGCUGCAGGAUGUGCUGCACGAGGCGCUGCAGGACUUCGAGGCGAGCCAGCACAGCGAGGACCCGCGCCGGGCCGGCAAGCUGCUCAUGACCCUGCCUCUGCUCCGGCAGACCUCCACCAAGGCCGUGCAGCACUUCUACAGCAUCAAACAAGACGGCAAAGUCCCUAUGCACAAACUCUUCCUGGAGCUGCUGGAGGCCAAGGUGUGACUCCGCCCUCCCCCAGCUGCAGGCCCCUCCCCCAGCCACGAGAGAGGUGGGAGGGACUCGUCCCAGACUCCACCCCCUGUCUCCCCCCCCCCCUGCCACCGGGGCAGAUGGUACAGCCCCACCACCGGUGGGACCUUUGUCUAUAAACUGUAAUGAAUAAUGACAAGAAGCAUAACCCUAAACGGUACUCUUAACUAUUGAUGAUGACUAUACUUAUAAGAAUGACUUUAAAAAUGUGAUCACUGAGAGAGAAAAAAAAGAAUUAAAAUGAAAAACGAAUGAAAAACACACAAACAAAACAAAAACAAAGAGACAAAGAGACUGCUCGAGUUGUUUAGCAGUGGGACUUUGAACCAACUUUCAACUUCUCAGAUUCUAAUGCAGUUUUUUGUGCUAUGGAGACAUUUUGUUGUUGAUUUUCACAAAGAUUUCUGGAGCCGUGAAGAGAGCUGCCCUGCCAAAGGAUUGAGGUCCACCCAGUGGACGCGUGCAAACAUCACCAUCCGCCCAGUACCCCCCCCACACCCCCCCACCCAACCCCCAACGACGCGAGAGUGGACUAGAGCCGCUUCUCACAGUAACACCCAUCGCUGUCUAUUUACAGAGUGCAGUAUUAACACUAAUGUCAUUGGAGAGGUUCAAUAAGUGGUAGCCAAACUGAGAUUUCGUUGAUUUUGUUUUAGAAUGCUGCUCAUCGUGUGUUUUAUUUUCUUUUUUUUUUCUCAGAUAUAGAUCUGUUGCAACCAUGUUGAUUCCUGGAUCGUUUUUUUCCCCCAAGUCUUCCAAAAUAAUUCAGACACUUUUAGCGAUUUUAUUCUUUUUGUUUUCAGGGAAUAUAGCCUAAAAUGUAUUCACUCAUGAAAUACGACACCUGAGGCACUGCAAUCAACAAAGAACAGACUAACUUAUUUAUUAUAAUUUUAGUUUAUUUUCUCCUGUUUUUAUUAUAAUAGUGGGUGUAAAUAUAUUAUAGGAUUAUCAUGCAAGGUUUUGUUUAUAUUGUGUUAAUAAUUGUCCAUAUAUGAUUUUUCUAUGAGCUUUACCACUUGCAGCGAUAACAAAUGACUUGUGAAAACUGCUAUUUUCUCCAAGCAAUAGACGUUUAAAUGAAGGUGCAUAUGUAUGCAAGUUCUGUUUGUCCCAGUUUGUGAGGAAUGUCUCAUGGUUCCAGAAGCCUCUCCUGUUCUGUCUGUCCUUGCUAGUACUGUCUUAUGAUUAAUUCCACUACAAAGUGAGAUAGGCCAUACUCGUAGAGAGGAGAACAUACACACCUUUUCCCUUUGUUUACCAGAAGUAUCAUCGCAAACAAAGAAUCAAACAAACAAACAACCACAAAACAACAGCUUUUGCCGUCCAAACUCACCGGGAAUCUAAAUCCAGAGAUAUCAAAUCAAAAUAGCACUUAGGGGAAAAAUGAACUCAACCUAGUGUGGAGAAACGUUUUUAUUCCAGCUUGGUCUUAUUACCAUCCACUGCAACAGAGAGGGAUACCAGCAUUGGUUGAGAGACUCCGUGUAGCAAAACUAGUCCAAAAUGUCAACUUUGUACAGUUAAAAGGCUGAGGGACAAGGCAAGUAGACUCCAUCAUCCAUUAGAGCAAACCAGGCCGUAUUUGCAAAUGGGUUUUCUCCUGAACCUUCAUAAACAUUGUAUAUUGUAAAUUAACAGAUUAUAAAUCUAACCUAAGACAUUUUAUUGGAACAAAAUGAAAAAGAAAAAAAAAGAAAAAAAUGUAGUUCAGCUUCUUGAUGUUUCAUGUCUGCUGUGUUUUUCUUUUUCCAAAAAAAAAUAUUUUAUUUCCUUUUUGCUUCCCUUCUGUUAAAUUCAAAGAUGUUGUUGUGUACUUCUCGUGGUGAUUGCAGUAGUCGUGGCGUAUGCUUUUUUUAGACACAGGGUAGAGGUAGAGACAAUACUGGAUGUAAGAACCCUCAGGAGACCAUGGCGGCACGUUCUCAAAUAACUUUCUGGUAAAAGACUCUUCCUAGGUACUGCUAGAUCAACAGAUCCAAGAUCAAUAUAAUCUAUACCGAUGUAUAAGUGAAUAACAGUUAUUUAAAGGAAGGAACAAACAUAUAUAAAAAGGGAUAAUUUGUGUAACUCUUUCUUGUAGACUAACAAUGUAUAUCUUAGGUUAAAAGGAAAAAAGCAUUUGAGUACUGCAGACCAGUAGCAGAAUUUUUUAACAAACUCGCUGUACAUAAGGCCCUCCCUUCUAAACAACUCGGUUGUUAUAUUAACUUUACUCUUUGAGAUUGCAAAGGGAAAAAUACCUUUUUUUUCUCUUUUGUUUUUGGUGUAAACCAAUUUCCAAACUUAUCGCUUUAAAAACUUUGUGUGCUUAAUAAAAUGAAGAAAAAAAAAUAAUGAAAAGAACAGAUCAUUUUUCAAGUACACCGGGCUUGGGCGGAGGGAGGGUUGUGGGUUUUUGAUUUCAUUUUUCUUCAGUCUUGUUCUCUAAAUGCUGUGUAUCUAUCAUUAGCUAUACAGAACUAUAAAUAGAUAGUGGUUGGGGAGAGGUAUCUGUAAUGUGAUUCUAGACCUAAUCAUCCAUAGAAACCCAUGAGAUGGUCGAUACCUGGAGGGCUCCUACCGAUUGGGCGAAAUGUUGGCAAUAUUUACAUACACAACUCCUGGCUGAAAGGUGCUGAUUUUACUUUUGUCUUUUUUUAUUUCUUUAUAUUUUUCUGUCUUUAUGAUAUGAUAUUUAAAAACAACAUAUACCAGACAUUUAAGGGGAUGAAAGAUAGAACAUUGUGUCUCUCAACAGCGAUUUAAGCUGAAUUCAAUUUGAACUGUACUGUAGUUUAGGAGACAAAAGCAAUUGAAGAUUUUGAUCCUUCAAAGCCACAUAAUGUCCUCGAAUAUUGCAGCCAGCAGUCUCAACCUGCUUCAAACUAUCUCCAUCCUCGGAGGCACCAAUUUGUCAUGUAUACUUGAGGACAAUGCAGUUACCAUAAGCGCAACACAUAGCAUACUGAACAAAAUUUUUUUGUAAAAAGUUGUCACCAUAUAUAUAUAUUGUUGGACAGCAUUACAACUCUUAUCAGCUUAAAUCAUUCUGAGAAGGUUUCGCUAUGUGUCUUUCAACACCUUACUCACGUAUACCAAUAUAGAAAGACGUUUAAAAGUAGAGUAGCCAUACCUACAAUUUUUUCCAACAUAUUUUCUUAUUUAAAGCAGUAUGACUGUGCAACCACCAGCAGUUGCACCUCAUGUUUCAAUUAGAUCAAAAUGCAGUAUUUAACUGGAGUAUUUUGCAAUUAAGAAAUAGUAGGAUUAAUGAAAAAUGUACAAAAACAACUGCUAUUUUUUAUUAUAGAAGAGGUGAAGGGUGUCGGUGGUUCUUCUGUAUGCACCAGUAUGUCUGUCUGCUGAGCUGGAAGGCGUUCAGAGCAGAAUGACAUGCCUCUUUGGGAGAUACCGAGAGAAAGAGAGAGACAGAUAGAGAGAGAGAGAGAAAGAGCGAGAGGGCAAGAUGAAGAGGUGAAACAAGAAAAAGGGAAGCAUUUUCAACGCUUAAAAAAUACAAUUAAAAUAAUAAUAAUAAUAAUAAUAAUAAUAAUAAUGACGAUAACAAUGAAAUUUCCAACCAGGAGUUGCUGAAACAGCCCGUAGUGAGAACCAUGUGUGUAGUUCUAGAUGUGUUCCACAUCUGUAAAACGAUUAACUGUAUAUUUUUGUGAUGUGUAUCAUGCGGUGUGCUCCAGCAAUAUGUCCAUUUGUGUAAAUGUAUUUAUUUUACAUUGUAUAUAUUGUUCAAUGCAAAAAGAGAGACCUAUGGUUCUGUAACUACGAUCAGUUCAGAUGUGUAACUCCAAUUAUGCCUUUCAGGAUGAUGGUAGAGCAAUAUUAAACAUGCUUCCAGUUUUGA
Alosa sapidissima (American shad) is the source of this 4489-nucleotide messenger RNA. RefSeq names its product estrogen-related receptor gamma. The transcript has 3 exons. The coding region runs from base 1 to 618 and encodes 205 amino acids. Lineage: Eukaryota; Metazoa; Chordata; Actinopteri; Clupeiformes; Clupeidae. The record is from RefSeq and is a predicted model, not a curated record.